Molecule: messenger RNA, 2004 nt
Organism: Cuscuta campestris
Lineage: Eukaryota; Viridiplantae; Streptophyta; Magnoliopsida; Solanales; Convolvulaceae
Source: the annotation of a GenBank genome assembly
GUAGUAAAAUCUCAUUUGCUUAUUGGCAAGGGUUGUUUUCAAACCUCGUUUGAGUCUUCUUAGUGAAGCCAAACAAGUUAGUGGAGGUUAAAUCCUUGAGGAGGAGCCUCGAGGUGAACACCAAGUGCCUACGCCAAUGGACAAGCUCACAACCGACGAUAAGAAAAAACUCUCUUUGAAUGCCAAAGCAUUAAAUGUGUUGUUUUGUGCAUUGGGUCAAGAUGAGUUUGCUAGGGUGAGCUCUUGCAAAUCCGCAAAGGAAGCAUGGAAGCUCCUAAAAGCCACCCAUGAAGGAGAUAAAGACACAAAAGCUACCAAGAUAGCUUUAGGAACAUCCGAGUAUGAAAACUUCAAGAUGAAGGCCAGAGAAUCCGUUCAAGAUAUGAACAAACGAUUCGACCUCAUUGUCAACAAUUUGAGUAAGCUAAAUAAAGUUUAUCCUACUAGUGAGAUAGUCGAGGCGGUUGAGAUCCCUCUUCAGUCCGAGCCUCGCAACCAGAGGCGCACUGCCCUGGAGGACUCGGGGAUCCGAGCGCGGAAGUGCACCCUCACGGCUGAGGAAUUUCGCAAGGCGAAGCGCCUAGCCUUGGCGCCAGGUGUGACCGUGCGUCGUCCCACCCCCGAGCAGUUAGUCUAUGAUGCUCCUUCGGGUUUCUUUGCUGUCCACCUCAAAUCCCACGAGUACGGGUUUCGUUUCCCCCUCCAUCAGUUGGUCAUAGAUUUUUUCCAACAUUUUGAUCUUCUCCCUUGCCAAGUCGUGCCCAAAUCCCAUCGUUACUUGGCCGGGUUCCUCGUCCGUUGCCAAGGGACCGGGGUUCGCCCCGAUCUGGCUCGCUUCCUGUUGCUCUUCCGGUUGGCGAAGUCAUCUGGUCGGGCCAACUUCGACUCGGGUUCGUACGCCUCUAUCUUCCAGAGGCAGAAGAGGCUUUUCAAGACGAGGAAGGACUCCGCCAAGAGUUGGAAGGGGAAGUUCAUCUUCGUUUCUCUCUCCUCGGGCUCCCCUUUUCGUGAAAUCAUGCUCUCCAGCGCCGAGCGGAUGAAGCUCAUGUUCCCGGACGCUCCGAGCGGCAACUCCCAGGCUCCUCCCUCGGGCAGCCGUCCCCCGACUCCCCCCGUGAAGCCGACACCCGAGACGGCGCAGAAGAAGAAGAGGAAGGAAACGGCCUCGGCCGCCGAAGCUUUGCAGGGGUCUGAGUCCCCCAUGAUGAAGGACUUCGGCCAUCCCAAAUACGUCAAGGCGGCCUUCCCCGCUCGGGCGAUGAUGCGCAUGGUCGACAUGAUCCAGCGGCUGCGCGCCAGCGAGGACGACCGGAGCAGGGCUUAUGUUGAGAUAGCCAACCUCAAUGAGGCGUUGAAGGCGGCCAAGGAGCAAGCUCGCCAGGCCGAGGAGCGGGCUCAGCAACUCGCGGAGGACGCUGCUCACAAGGCGCGCCAGGAGGCUCGCGAUCAAGCCGUUGCCGAGUUCCUAGCAUCGGAUGCAUUUCAGGAGGAAGCCUUCACUCGCAUGAAUGAUUUGCUCAAGGCAUGGGGACAGACUCAUGAGGGGAAGGCAUUCGCUCGCUCCGAAGGAACGUCGUGGUACAACCUCGGUCUGUUCCGAGCGCAGCAAGUCCUCUCGGAAAGGUUCCUCGCCGGGGAGGACUUCCCCGAGCCAUGCGACAUUCCUGAUGAGCUCGACACUUCCAUAUACUACCCGAAUGGCGGGAACUCAGCUGGCGAGCAGCCGAGUGCCGAGUGAUAUGACUUGAAACUUUGUUGUAUUUGAUGUACUGCUGCUCAAGACUAUUUUUUUUGAAUUCGGAUAUGUUAUGACCCGAUGCUUUGUACGGAUGUGCUAUGCCUCUCUUUUGUGUUUAAUUUUACUUCGUCGUUUCUUUGAACUUGCGAACUCGCCCCUUCCCUCGCCCAACCUGAGCUCGGCCGUGCCGAAGAGAGGGUACCUCGGGGCUUGGUCCCUUUUUUGUCUCCUCGUUAACCGAGACAACCUUGGGACCUGGGACCUUU